Messenger RNA from Aphanomyces invadans, 1107 nucleotides. RefSeq lists its product as hypothetical. Gene Ontology annotation, cellular component: nucleus; cytoplasm. The record is from RefSeq and is a predicted model, not a curated record. The transcript has 9 exons. NCBI's taxonomy places the organism in Eukaryota, Oomycota, Saprolegniomycetes, Saprolegniales, Verrucalvaceae. The coding region runs from base 1 to 1107 and encodes 368 amino acids.
AUGGCUCUCAAGACGGAGGCAGAGCUCCAUGCGCUUGUCAGUCGUAUCCAAGAAGCGCUGUCGACUGAUGCAAUGAAUGAGAUCGAAACACUCUCAAAUGAGCCUAUGGGACGCUGCUUCCUUGGCGUGGCGGGGUUUCUGGAACACGCUCUGGCCACGACCGUUCGCUUUCUCAAGGUUUCUUCGCCAUGCGAUGAAGAUGUGAAUGCCACCGAGCGUCUGCUCCUGACUGUUGCCAACGCCGUACUCGAUGAGGACAACGCCGUUCACGCUGCGCAACUGGGAUGGCAUAAUGUUCUGCUCAAGCUUCUCGUCCACGACAACGAACGCAUCACCGACGCGGCGUCAGGUGUUGUUGUGAAUUGCGCGACCCACAACUGCAAUACGUCCGGUAUCAACAUUUCCUUUCCCUACAAAACGCUUCCACUCGAGCCGCCGACGCGCCCGUGGCCGCUGCUUCAAGCACUUCCACGAGACUCUCGCGAUGACAACGAUCGUGUAGUGUUGAUCCGAGCGGUAACGCGACGCAUGACGGGGCAACCGAAGACGGGGUAUCUCUUGUGGGGCGCCGCGGUCAUUCUAAGUCGGUGGAUUCAUUUGCAUCGCGAGUUAUUCCACGGCAAGAGGGUGCUGGAAGUCGGAAGCGGCCUCGGUCUCAGUGGCAUCGUCGCGGGGUUCCACAGCGACCUCACGAUUCUGACCGAUUACCAGCAGGACACGAUCAAUGCACUUGCGUACAACGUCGCCCUCAACCAAACGCCGAACACGAUCGUGACGCACUUGGACUGGGACCACUUAGACGAGGGGCGGGGCGACCCCAAAGUCGACCUUGUCAUUGCAAGCGACAUCAUAUGCGACCCCACGACGGCUGAAGGAUUCGCCAACGUGAUUCGGAGUCGUCUGUCGGGGACGGGCGUCGCCUACUUGGUCAAUGCCACAAGCCACAGCCGGUUUGGCGUCGUGCGGUUGCAAGAAAUCCUGCUUGCACCGCCUUUUGACACGACGAUCGUGCCAGUCGAGGCGCUCCCCGACGGUGCUCGCUUGCUCGAUACAGUCUGGGACGCAAACGAACUCCGCUACGAGCACUACACGAUACGACUUCAAUGA